UCAAAACAGCUUUUAAGUCAUUUUAGACGUCUCUCAAAAUUUAUUUUAAAAAACUUUUACGAAAAGAGUUUAAAUGAAAACGACUUUUGAAAAAUAUAUUUUUCCCUCUAGUGUUAAUCUGAAUUGACUUUUAGUUUGGCUAUCAUCUACCACCUUAAUUGAUCUGCUCAGCAAAAAUUUAUUAAGACACAUGCUGCUAAGGUGAGGUAGAAGGAUUCAAUACUCCAACCUACGAUCGUUGUACUGAUCAGAAACACAAUUUAUUAAGACUGAAAAAAGGUAUAUAAUAUAAGGCUGAAGGAGAUGGGAUUUUGUUAUCAGUUUUAGGGCCUUUCUCAUUAGAAAAAACACAGCUGAUCCACCAUGAUUUGAGAAAACAGAUCAGUAUCCAUAAAUGGUAUAGCCUUGUAAAACACAUCAAAUUCAAAACUUGAGUUUGGUGGAUCAUUAAUUGUUGAGAAUUACUCCAUACUUUCUCAUGAAUAUAUGCCUCAACACUUUUUUCUUCUUUCCUUUUUAAAACACAUUCUAAUGAACACUUGUCGGAAUGCAUGUUCAUUCAAAAAGGCAAACCAAGCCUAAAAGAUUAUUAUUUAUGAUAUGAUCCCUCAAUGCAGAAAAAGCCUGUUGAGUUUUUAAAUUCCACAACACAAAGUUGGCCAACAACCUCCCAUAUUAACUUCUUUUCUUGCAUUUGUUGAUACCCCAAAAAUUUGCUUCAAGCACUAUAAAAAAUAGCUUUGGAAUACCCCAUAUUUCUCCUUUGUAGAAAAACCCAAUGGGAAUCACUACUCAAUUCAGCUUUGUGGUUUUAGCUUUCAUCUGUUUCUUUUCAUCUCUUUCUUAUUCUUUGCCUCUUUCGACAAAUGGGAGAUGGAUUGUCGAUUCGGCCACCGGGCAUCGAGUGAAGCUUGUGUGCGUGAAUUGGCCUUCUCACACGCAAAGCAUGUUAAUCGAAGGCCUUGAUCGCAGACCGCUGAAAGACCUAGCAAAUGAAGUAAUGCGAUUGAAGUUUAAUUGUGUGAGGCUCACGUAUGCAACUCAUAUGUUUACUCGAUAUGCUAAUAGAACAGUCGAGGAGAAUUUUGACCUUCUUGAUUUGAGAGCUUCUAAGGUGGGGUUGGCUUUGCAUAAUCCAUUUGUAUUGAACAUGACCAUUUUUGAAGCUUAUGAAGCUGUGGUUGAUGUGCUUGGGACUAGUGGCUUGAUGGUUAUAGCUGACAAUCAUAUUAGCCAACCAAGAUGGUGUUGCUCUCUUGAGGAUGGAAAUGGUUUCUUUGGAGAUCGAUAUUUCGACUCGGAAGAAUGGUUGGAAGGUCUUCGUUUGGUUGCCAGACGAUUCUACAACAAAUCAGCAGUGGUAGCCAUGAGCCUACGUAACGAACUCCGAGGAGCAAGCUCAAAAUCGAAAGAUUGGAACAAAUACGUAACACAAGGAGCAACAACAAUCCACAACAUAAACCCAAACAUCCUCGUAAUCAUUUCCGGUCUAAACUUCGACAAUGAUCUAAGAUGCCAAAGACAAUACCCAUUGCAACUAAACAACCUACACAACAAGCUAGUAUUUGAAGUACACUUAUACUCCUUUAGUGGAGAGUCCCAAUCGAAGUUCAUCCAUAACCCACUCAAUAAAAUUUGCUCAAAGAUCAUCAAUGGGUUUGUGCAGAGAGCUGAGUUUGUGAUGGAAGGAGCUGAGGCUGUUCCUUUGUUUGUGAGUGAAUUUGGGUUGGACCAAACGGGAGUUAAUGAGGCUGAUGACAGGUUUUUGAGUUGCUUUAGUGCUCAUCUUGUUGAGAAAGAUUUGGAUUGGGCGUUAUGGGGAUGGCAAGGGAGCUAUUAUUAUAGACAGGGUAAAGUCGAACUUGAAGAAGUGUUUGGAGUUUUGAAUUACAAUUGGAGUGAUGUUAGAAACCCUCGUUUUUCUCAGAUGUUUCAACUCUUGCAAACCAUGUUACAAGAUCCAAAUUCCAAUUCCUCAAACACUUACCUAAUGUAUCAUCCACAAAGUGGGCAAUGUGUCCAAGUGCAUGACAUGAAACAGAAGGAAAUUUUUCUCAACAAUUGUUCAAAUGCAAGCCAUUGGAGUUAUGAAGGAGAUGGAACUCCAAUAAUGUUGGCAUCAACUAAUUUUUGUCUAAAAGCCAAUGGAAAUGGGCUUCCCCCAUCAUUAUCAAGGGAUUGUUUUGGUGAACAAAGCGUUUGGACAGCCAUUUCAGAUUCUAAGCUUCAUUUGGCCACACUAACAAAGCAAGGCAAUAAUGGUAUGUGUUUAGAGAAAGAGAGCUCAAAUUCUAGUAGGAUUUUGAUGAGGAGUUGUGUUUGUGUUGGUAGUGAUUCAAAUUGUUUACAAGAUACGCAAGCUCAAUGGUUUCAACUUGUUGUUACAAAUACUUUGUAAAUUGUUCACAUGGGGACAUGAAAUGAUGAAAUAAGAAAGAGGGAUUAUUUAGUUUCAAUCAUUUGUUUCAUGGGGACCUUUUUAUGUCAAAGUCCCUUGUGUUGUAUAUGGAGCUUUUUGUCUUUUCUCUUCAAGUAUUUUACCGUCUACA
Cucumis melo (muskmelon) is the source of this 2549-nucleotide messenger RNA. RefSeq names its product glycosyl hydrolase 5 family protein-like. The record is from RefSeq and is a predicted model, not a curated record. NCBI's taxonomy places the organism in Eukaryota, Viridiplantae, Streptophyta, Magnoliopsida, Cucurbitales, Cucurbitaceae. The transcript has 3 exons. Gene Ontology annotation, molecular function: hydrolase activity, hydrolyzing O-glycosyl compounds. The coding region runs from base 779 to 2398 and encodes 539 amino acids.